UGACUGAUAAUGAAACUGAACAGCAUUAUAAUUAGGCAGGACUGCAGCAGAAUGGGUCAGUGCUGAGGCUGAAACAGACAGACUACCCAGGAGAAGAGCAGCAGCAGCAGCAGCAGCAGCAGCAGCAGCAGCAGCAGCAAAGGCAUCCCUCCCUGGUACACAGCAUCUCCGUUCUCCCCCAAGUGAGUGAUGGCUGCAAGUGGAAGCGUCAGGCUCCUCUGCUUGAGUGUUGUCGUCCUCUCCCUCUGCUAUGUGGUGCGUGGAGGGGACCAAGCGGUGGACUGCUGUCUGAAGGUCAGCCACAACAAGAUCCCUUUAAGGAUUCUGGCCAGUUACUGGACCCAGAAGAAGGACCAGGGCUGCAAUAUCGAUGCCGUUGUGUUCAUCACUGAGAAAGGGCGUCAUCUCUGCGCUCCCCCUGAUGAUGUCUGGGUGAAAAGGAGGAUGGCCAAAUUGGAUGCCAGGAAAUGCCAAGAAAACAAUUUCAUGGGCGAUGAGUGCAAAGGAAGGAAGAAGAGAAGUAACUAGAGGAGAGAAUGGAUCUCCAUCUCCUUGCAUCAUCUUGGCGAAAGUGAGGGCCUAUCUCACUGUCUAAGCCCCAAGUCUGUCUUGAGGCUCUUUUUUUAUCUGGUUUCAUGCACUGUCAAGUAUGCUGAUUUACCUGAAGAUAGUGUUUGCUGAAAGGGUUUGGUUUUCUCCACAGCAUUCUUUUUCAUCCAGAGAAAUGAAUAGCAUUCAUAAAGCCAGUAGUUUGGGGUAAAUUGAGAAGGAAACUUUUUACUGUGUGCUUCAAGAUAAAUUGAAUAAAGAUAGAUUAAUGUAUUUUUUUAUGUGAUGUAUUUUGAGCCACAUGUCGACCUCACAGAGGUAACACAAUGAAGGGUCCUGUCUAUAUAAAACUAUUCUAUUUUCCUUUACUAAGCUAUGUGAAAAAUAAAAAUCAGAACUAUCAAA
Molecule: messenger RNA, 954 nt
Organism: Sardina pilchardus (European sardine)
Lineage: Eukaryota; Metazoa; Chordata; Actinopteri; Clupeiformes; Clupeidae
Product: C-C motif chemokine 19-like
Exons: 4
Coding region: 190-528 (112 amino acids)
Biological process (GO): immune response
Cellular component (GO): extracellular region
Molecular function (GO): chemokine activity
Source: RefSeq, a predicted model, not a curated record